AUGACAUCUUCUGUUCAAGGGCUUCCGGCUCUACCUGAGGUUGGCAUUGUGCCUCCUUCAUCCCCUCUUGCACUGAAAGCUUUCGAGUAUGCAAAGCAACACUGUACAGAGACCGUCUACAGCCAUGCUAUCCGAUCAGGCUACUGGGCAACCAUAAUUGCCAAGAAGCUUCCUGAAUUCCGCGACAACACCAAUCUUAGUCUAGAGAUGGUGUUCGUCAGUUGCAUUCUCCACGACAUGGGUUGGGCAAAUACUCCGGAGCUGUUGUCGACCGACAAGCGCUUUGAAGUCGACGGUGCCAACAUCGCCCGAGACUUUUUGUUGAACGAGAAACAACAUACCGAUGACGGAAAUCUCAAUCAGGCCACUAUACAGCGUAUAUGGGACUCUAUCGCUCUGCAUACCACCGCUUCCAUCGCUCGUUAUGCCGCACCUGAGGUUGCUCUCACUCAUCUGGGUAUUACAGCCGAUUUCUUUGGCCCGAAUUUUCCCGGACCUGAUGGGAAGCCCUUAAUCUCGCCUGAGGAGUAUCGUGCCGUUAUGAGCAUAUUCCCUCGUGCUGGGUUCAAUACAGAGGGCUUCAAGAAAAUCAUGUGUGGGCUCUGUCGUACAAAGCCCGCGACCACUUACGACAAUUUUGUGAGCGUGAUAGGAAGGAAGUAUGGCCUUGACGGAAAUGGAGAUGGAAGGGAGGAAUAUACCAAGGCUUGGGAAGAGUCUCAGACUCAGCUGGAUAGCUUUUUGGUGCUUGGAUUGGAUGCACUGGAAGCGGCGCAUGACCCCAAAUGA
Molecule: messenger RNA, 789 nt
Organism: Penicillium subrubescens
Lineage: Eukaryota; Fungi; Ascomycota; Eurotiomycetes; Eurotiales; Aspergillaceae
Exons: 1
Coding region: 1-789 (262 amino acids)
Source: RefSeq, a predicted model, not a curated record